Molecule: messenger RNA, 2329 nt
Organism: Momordica charantia (bitter melon)
Lineage: Eukaryota; Viridiplantae; Streptophyta; Magnoliopsida; Cucurbitales; Cucurbitaceae
Gene: ABCG25
Product: ATP-binding cassette family G25
Biological process (GO): transmembrane transport
Cellular component (GO): plasma membrane
Molecular function (GO): ATP binding; ABC-type transporter activity; ATP hydrolysis activity
Source: RefSeq, a predicted model, not a curated record
CGCUCUCUCUCUCUCUAAACUCAUCAUUUGUUUCUUCUAUUAAUUCCAUUUCUUACCCUUUUCUCUCUGCUUUCUAGAGAGAGAGUUUCAAAUUCAAACCCCAAAAUCCCAAAAAGUGCUUUUGCCAGAAGCAGCUCAGCAAUGCCUGCCUCUAACGAUGUCUCUUCUCCUUCUCUUCCCCUUACUCUUAAGUUUGUAGACGUGAGUUAUCGGGUGAAGAUGGCUGAUAAAAAUGGAAACACUAUGGGACGGGUUUUCGGGUGCGGGGCCGGUGAGACAUCGGCCCCAGCCGUCCAGGAACGGAAUAUUUUACAUGGGAUCACCGGGAUGGUGUCUCCGGGAGAGAUUCUGGCCAUUCUUGGGCCAUCGGGGAGUGGCAAGUCGACCCUCCUCAAUGCGCUGGCCGGAAGGUUACAAGUAAGAUUUUUGGCCGGAAGGUUACAAGGGAACGGUCUGACAGGUUCAGUCCUGGCAAAUGGUAGGAAACUGACCAGACCGGUACUCCGGCGGACCGGAUUCGUGACGCAGGAUGAUGUUCUUUACCCUCACUUAACCGUGAGAGAGACGCUCAUAUUCUGCUCCCUCCUCCGCCUGCCGUUGUCGUUGUCAAAGCAAGAGAAGAUCGCCGUGGCCGAGUCCGUGAUCGCCGAGCUCGGUCUCGGCAAAUGCCAGGACACAAUCAUCGGCAACGCGUUCAUCCGCGGCGUGUCAGGCGGGGAACGGAAGCGGGUCAGCAUCGCCCACGAGAUGCUCAUAAACCCGAGCCUGCUGAUCCUGGACGAGCCGACGUCGGGGUUGGACUCGACCGCGGCGCACCGGCUGGUGAGCACCAUGGCGGGGCUGGCCCACAAGGGCAAGACCAUCGUGACCUCAAUCCACCAGCCGUCGAGCCGGGUAUACCAGACCUUCGACUCGGUGCUGCUUUUAUCGGAAGGAAGGUGUUUGUAUUAUGGCAAAGGAAGUGAAGCAAUGAGCUAUUUUGAGUCCAUUGGAUUCACCCCCUCUUUUCCUAUGAACCCUGCUGAUUUCCUCCUCGAUCUCGCCAACGGUGUGUACCAAGUUGACAAUACAAGUGAAGUGGACAAACCCAACAUGAAGCAAACCCUAAUUUCUUCUUACAACACUCUGUUGGCUCCAAGGGUAAAAACAGCUUGCAUGGAAAGCACUUGUACAAAGGAAAGGGAAACAAUGCUGCUGUCUGGAGAAGGGAAACACAGCAGCAAAACCAGUCUCCUCUCAUGGUGCAACCAACUCACCAUCUUGCUCCAGAGAAACCUCAAAGAACGAAAACACGAAACCUUCAACGCUCUCCGAGUUUUCCAAGUCAUCACCGCGGCGAUGCUCGCGGGACUGAUGUGGUGGCACUCCGAUUACCGAGACGUUCAAGACCGCCUCGGCCUCCUCUUCUUCAUCUCCAUCUUCUGGGGAGUUUUCCCCUCGUUUAACGCCGUCUUCGCCUUCCCCCAAGAGCGAGCGAUCUUCCUCAAGGAGCGAGCCUCCGGCAUGUACACGUUGUCGUCGUAUUUCAUGGCGCGAAUCGUCGGAGACCUGCCUAUGGAGCUCAUUCUUCCCACCAUUUUCCUCACGGUGGCGUAUUGGAUGGCGGAGCUGAAGCCAGAGCUCGGUGCCUUUCUCCUAACGUUGUUGGUGCUCCUCGGCUACGUGCUCGUCUCGCAGGGGCUCGGCCUCGCCUUAGGGGCAGCGAUCAUGGAUGCCAAACAAGCGUCCACCAUCGUGACCGUGGCGAUGUUGGCGUUUGUGUUGACAGGAGGGUUUUAUGUACACAAAGUACCAUCCUGCAUGGCUUGGAUUAAGUACAUUUCGACGACGUUUUACAGUUACAGGCUCUUCAUCAACGUACAAUAUGGUAGCGGAGAGAAGAUAUGGUCGUUGCUCGGCUGCUCGAGCCACGGAGGUGCGAGGGCGAGCUGCAGAUUUGUGGAAGAAGAUGUGGCAGGGCAAAUAAGCCCUGCAUACAGCAUUGGGGCUUUAUUGUUUAUGUUUGUGGGUUAUAGGUUAUUGGCAUAUUUGGCUCUGAGACGCAUCAAAUAGAAAGAAGAAGAAGGAAGGAGAAGGGGCAAGUUUGUUGAGCAAAUGAAGCUGCAUUUGCAAUGUUGACACACUUUGAAAGGAUUUUCCACUAACAAAUUUGGUUGAUCUCUCUUCAACAACUAAUGAUGAUUUGGGUAAAUGUAAAUAGUCAAAAUGAAGGUUAUGAAUGCUUUUUAGUACCAAAUAUAUGCAAUAUGGGAAGCCAUAUAGUUGUCUCUUCUCUAGCUAGCUAGAAGAUCCGUCAAUAGAUUGAAUAAAGUUGAUUUUUGAUGAUUUC